Messenger RNA from Leptidea sinapis, 7355 nucleotides. It is a transcript of the gene Prp8, whose product is annotated as pre-mRNA-processing-splicing factor 8. The coding region runs from base 191 to 7285 and encodes 2364 amino acids. NCBI's taxonomy places the organism in Eukaryota, Metazoa, Arthropoda, Insecta, Lepidoptera, Pieridae. Gene Ontology annotation, cellular component: U5 snRNP; catalytic step 2 spliceosome. Gene Ontology annotation, biological process: spliceosomal tri-snRNP complex assembly; mRNA splicing, via spliceosome. The transcript is spliced from 34 exons. Gene Ontology annotation, molecular function: metallopeptidase activity; pre-mRNA intronic binding; U2 snRNA binding. The record is from RefSeq and is a predicted model, not a curated record.
GCCGAUGCUUGGUUGCGUCUUAUUUUUGUAUUGUGGUACGAUAAUUAUAUCCAAAAUGUGAAAUAGCGUUAUAAUUGUUUUGUAAAAUGAUUUUUUAAAUAUAAGGAUUAAUUAAUGUUGGGAAACAUAACCAGACUGUGAAAACUACACUUAAGUUCACGCUCUAUGUUUAUCCAUUAGUUAGACAACCAUGUCGCUGCCGCCGUACUUGCUGGGGCCUAACCCAUGGGCAACCAUGAUGGCACAGCAACAAUUGGCGGCGGCUCAACAGGCUGCGCUGCAAGCACACGCCGCAGCUGCCGCCGCCGCGCCGCCAGUACCGCCGGCACAACCUCCAAAACCCCAUCAUAUUCCGGAGGAAAAAAUCAAAGAAAAGUCUCAAAAAUGGCUACAGCUUCAAUCGAAACGGUUCGCCGAAAAACGGAAGUUUGGUUUCGUCGAUGCACAAAAAGAAGAUAUGCCGCCCGAACAUAUACGAAAAAUUAUCAGGGAUCAUGGCGAUAUGACCAGUCGUAAAUACAGACAUGACAAGCGAGUUUAUCUGGGGGCCUUAAAGUAUAUGCCUCAUGCUGUAAUGAAACUCCUGGAGAACAUGCCAAUGCCAUGGGAACAAAUAAGAGAUGUUAAAGUGUUGUAUCAUAUUACGGGAGCGAUAACAUUCGUUAAUGAAAUACCCUGGGUCAUAGAGCCUGUGUAUAUAGCCCAAUGGGGAACAAUGUGGAUUAUGAUGCGUCGUGAAAAAAGAGACCGUAGACACUUUAAAAGGAUGAGGUUCCCACCUUUUGAUGAUGAGGAGCCCCCUCUUGAUUAUGCAGAUAACAUAUUAGAUGUUGAACCACUAGAACCAAUUCAAAUAGAAAUGGAUCCUGAUGAAGAUGCAGCAGUUGCCUCAUGGUUCUAUGACCACAAACCACUCCUGGGUACCAAACAUGUUAACGGAUCAACAUAUAGAAAAUGGAAUUUGUCUUUGCCGCAGAUGGCAACAUUGUAUCGACUCGCUAACCAAUUGCUUACUGAUUUAGUUGACGACAACUAUUUCUAUUUGUUUGACUCCAAGAGUUUCUUCACUGCUAAAGCACUCAAUAUGGCAAUUCCGGGUGGGCCUAAAUUUGAGCCCCUGGUGAAAGAUAGUUCAGCAGGCGAUGAGGACUGGAAUGAAUUCAAUGAUAUUAAUAAAAUUAUUAUUCGCCAGGCUAUUAGAACCGAGUAUAGGAUUGCUUUUCCGUAUCUGUACAACAAUCUACCACACUUUGUUCAGCUAUCUUGGUACCACACACCAAAUGUUGUUUACAUCAAAACAGAAGACCCAGACCUACCUGCAUUUUAUUUUGACCCACUAAUAAACCCAAUUUCUCAUCGGCAUACAGUGAAGUCCUUAGACCCUGUGCCAGAUGAGGAAGAGUUUGUACUUCCCGAAGAAGUGUCACCAUUUUUGCAGGAACGGGCCCUAUACACAGACAAUACUGCAAAUGGUAUUGCAUUGCUGUGGGCACCAAGACCUUUCAAUAUGAGAUCAGGUCGUUGUCGUCGCGCAAUUGAUGUGCCGUUGGUGAAGACGUGGUACAAGGAGCAUUGUCCCCCGGGUCAGCCGGUCAAAGUGCGUGUAUCUUACCAGAAGCUGCUCAAAUAUUAUGUUUUGAAUGCACUGAAACACAGACCGCCCAAGCCACAGAAGAAGAGGUACCUAUUCCGAUCAUUCAAGUCAACAAAGUUUUUCCAAACCACAACACUUGAUUGGGUAGAGGCUGGUCUCCAAGUUUGUAGGCAAGGCUACAAUAUGUUAAACCUACUCAUACAUAGAAAGAACCUCAACUACCUUCAUCUGGAUUAUAACUUCAAUUUGAAACCGGUCAAGACACUGACAACGAAGGAACGUAAGAAAUCGAGGUUUGGUAAUGCAUUCCAUUUGUGUCGUGAAAUACUCCGGCUGACUAAGCUAAUAGUGGACUCACAUGUGCAAUAUCGUCUUAACAAUGUGGAUUCGUUCCAAUUGGCUGAUGGCUUGCAGUACAUAUUUGCUCAUGUGGGACAGCUCACAGGAAUGUACAGAUACAAGUACAAACUCAUGAGGCAGAUCAGAAUGUGCAAGGAUCUGAAACAUCUCAUCUACUACAGAUUCAAUACCGGUCCAGUAUCCAAAGGCCCUGGCUGUGGUUUCUGGGCACCAGGCUGGCGCGUGUGGUUGUUCUUCAUGAGGGGGAUCACUCCACUGCUUGAGAGGUGGCUCGGAAACUUGCUAUCCAGGCAAUUUGAGGGACGACAUUCUAAAGGUGUUGCAAAGACCGUGACGAAACAGCGUGUCGAGUCUCACUUCGACCUCGAACUGCGCGCGUCAGUGAUGCACGACAUUGUCGACAUGAUGCCCGAGGGUAUCAAGCAGAACAAAGCCAGGACUAUCCUGCAACAUCUGUCUGAAGCAUGGAGAUGCUGGAAGGCGAAUAUACCUUGGAAGGUACCAGGUCUGCCCACACCAAUAGAAAACAUGAUUCUCCGGUAUGUGAAAAUGAAAGCAGACUGGUGGACCAACACAGCUCAUUAUAACCGAGAGAGAAUACGUCGCGGUGCCACCGUCGACAAAACUGUGUGCAAGAAGAACCUUGGUAGACUGACGAGGCUUUACCUUAAAGCUGAACAAGAGAGACAGCACAAUUAUCUAAAGGAUGGACCAUACAUUUCACCUGAAGAAGCUGUUGCCAUCUACACAACAACAGUCCAUUGGCUAGAGUCUCGACGCUUCGCCCCCAUUCCCUUCCCUCCACUGUCAUACAAACACGACACCAAGUUGCUUAUCCUAGCGCUGGAGAGACUCAAGGAGGCGUACAGUGUGAAGUCGAGGUUGAACCAGAGUCAGAGAGAAGAGCUCGGACUCAUUGAACAGGCUUAUGACAAUCCUCAUGAAGCCUUGUCCAGAAUCAAACGACAUUUGCUCACACAGAGAACUUUCAGAGAGGUGGGCAUAGAAUUUAUGGACCUAUACUCUCACCUUGUCCCCGUGUACGACGUGGAGCCCCUGGAGAAGAUAACAGAUGCAUACCUCGACCAGUACUUGUGGUACGAGGCUGACAAGCGGCGCCUGCUGCCGCCCUGGGUUAAACCCGCCGACACGGAGCCGUCGCCGCUGCUCGUCUACAAAUGGUGUCAAGGUAUCAACAACCUGCAGGACGUGUGGGAGGCGGGCGAAGGUGAGUGCAACGUGCUGCUGGAGUCGCGCUUCGAGAAGCUGUACGAGAAGAUCGACCUCACGCUGCUGAACAGACUGCUGCGGCUGAUAGUGGACCACAACAUAGCUGACUACAUGACUGCCAAGAACAACGUCGUCAUCAACUACAAGGACAUGAACCACACCAACUCGUACGGCGUGACCCGCGGGCUGCAGUUCGCGUCGUUCGUGGUGCAGUACUACGGGCUGGUGCUGGACCUGCUGGUGCUGGGUCUCUCUCGCGCCGCCGACAUGGCCGGCCCGCCGCAGCUGCCCAACGACUUCCUGGCCUUCCAGGACCGCGCCGUGGAGCGCGCGCACCCCGUGCGCCUCUACUGCCGCUACGUCGACCGGAUCCACAUAUACUUCCGAUUCACAGCAGAAGAGGCUCGUGACCUUAUACAACGUUAUCUGACAGAGCACCCAGACCCCAACAAUGAGAACAUUGUGGGAUACAACAACAAGAAGUGCUGGCCCCGAGACGCUCGGAUGAGACUCAUGAAGCAUGAUGUUAAUCUAGGACGCGCCGUGUUCUGGGAUAUCAAGAACCGUCUGCCGCGGUCGGUGACGACGAUCCAGUGGGAGAAUAGCUUCGUGUCUGUUUAUUCAAAGGAUAACCCCAACCUGCUUUUCAACAUGGCCGGUUUUGAAUGCAGAAUUUUACCUAAAUGUCGAAGUCAAAAUGAAGAGUUGUCACACCGAGAUGGAGUAUGGAAUCUGCAGAAUGAAGUAACAAAGGAGAGAACAGCCCAGUGCUACCUUCGGGUUGAUGACGAGUCUCUCGCGCGCUUCCACAACAGAGUGCGGCAGAUACUCAUGGCCUCUGGCUCGACAACAUUUACUAAGAUUGUCAAUAAAUGGAACACAGCUCUUAUAGGGUUGAUGACUUACUUCCGUGAAGCCGUAGUCAACACCCAGGAGCUAUUGGACUUGCUCGUUAAGUGUGAGAACAAAAUUCAAACAAGAAUCAAGAUCGGCCUCAACUCGAAGAUGCCCUCGCGUUUCCCGCCGGUGGUGUUCUACACGCCCAAGGAACUCGGCGGCUUGGGAAUGUUGUCUAUGGGACAUGUUCUUAUACCACAGUCGGAUCUGCGAUGGUCGAAACAAACAGACGUGGGCAUCACACACUUCCGGUCGGGCAUGUCGCACGACGAGGACCAACUGAUCCCCAAUCUGUACCGCUACAUUCAGCCGUGGGAGGCAGAGUUUGUAGACUCUCAGCGCGUCUGGGCCGAGUACGCGCUCAAGCGGCAGGAGGCCAACGCUCAGAAUAGACGUUUAACAUUGGAAGACUUGGAGGACUCAUGGGACAGAGGUAUCCCAAGAAUUAACACCCUGUUCCAAAAAGACAGGCACACACUUGCCUAUGAUAAAGGCUGGCGAAUUCGUACCGAGUUCAAACAAUAUCAGGUACUGAAGCAGAAUCCAUUCUGGUGGACACAUCAGCGCCACGACGGCAAGCUGUGGAAUCUCAAUAACUACAGAACAGACAUGAUUCAGGCACUGGGUGGAGUCGAGGGUAUACUGGAACACACAUUAUUCAAGGGAACAUACUUCCCCACUUGGGAGGGGUUGUUCUGGGAGAAAGCAUCUGGUUUUGAAGAGUCAAUGAAGUACAAAAAACUGACAAACGCGCAGCGAUCCGGUCUGAACCAGAUCCCCAACCGACGAUUUACCCUGUGGUGGUCCCCUACCAUCAACAGAGCCAAUGUAUAUGUUGGUUUCCAGGUACAAUUGGAUUUGACUGGAAUCUUCAUGCACGGCAAGAUCCCAACACUGAAGAUAUCUCUGAUCCAAAUAUUCAGAGCUCACUUGUGGCAGAAGGUUCACGAAUCUAUUGUGAUGGACCUGUGUCAGGUGUUCGACCAAGAGCUGGACGCGCUGGAGAUAGAGACAGUGCAGAAGGAGACCAUCCACCCGCGGAAGUCGUACAAGAUGAACUCGUCGUGUGCGGACAUACUGCUGUUCUCCGCGUACAAGUGGAACGUGUCGCGACCCUCGCUGCUGGCUGACACCAAAGACACGAUGGACAACACGACCACCCAGAAGUACUGGCUGGACAUCCAGCUGCGCUGGGGCGACUACGACUCGCACGACAUCGAGCGGUACGCGCGUGCCAAGUUCCUGGACUAUACCACCGACAACAUGUCCAUCUACCCCUCGCCCACGGGUCUGCUGGUCGCCAUCGACCUGGCCUACAACCUGCACAGUGCAUACGGAAACUGGUUCCCGGGCUGCAAGCCGCUGAUCCAACAGGCCAUGGCGAAGAUAAUGAAAGCUAAUCCCGCGCUGUACGUGUUGAGGGAAAGAAUUCGUAAAGCACUGCAACUGUACUCGUCCGAACCUACCGAGCCUUAUCUAUCCAGUCAGAACUAUGGCGAACUGUUCUCAAAUCAAAUUAUUUGGUUUGUGGAUGAUACGAACGUAUACCGCGUGACAAUACACAAGACGUUCGAAGGCAAUCUAACCACAAAGCCCAUCAAUGGUGCCAUCUUCAUAUUCAACCCGAGGACCGGACAGCUGUUCUUGAAGAUCAUCCACACCAGCGUGUGGGCCGGACAGAAACGUCUUGGACAGCUUGCUAAAUGGAAAACAGCUGAAGAAGUAGCUGCUCUUAUUCGUUCACUGCCAGUGGAGGAGCAGCCUAAACAGAUUAUUGUCACCAGAAAAGGAAUGUUGGACCCACUUGAGGUUCACUUGCUCGACUUCCCGAACAUAGUUAUCAAAGGGUCGGAGUUGCAACUGCCGUUCCAGGCUUGCCUCAAGGUGGAGAAGUUCGGUGACUUGAUUCUCAAAGCCACAGAGCCGCAGAUGGUGCUCUUCAACUUGUACGACGACUGGCUCAAGACUAUAUCUUCCUACACCGCGUUCAGUCGUCUGAUACUGAUACUGCGCGCGCUACACGUGAACACAGAACGUACCAAGGUGCUGCUGAAGCCCGAUAAGACUACGCUGACAGAACCGCAUCAUAUUUGGCCAACUCUUACUGAUGAUGACUGGAUCAAGGUCGAGGUGCAACUCAAAGAUCUUAUUUUGGCUGAUUAUGGCAAGAAAAACAACGUGAAUGUUGCCUCUCUAACACAAUCGGAGAUUCGCGACAUCAUCCUGGGUAUGGAGAUAUCGGCGCCGUCGGCCCAGCGGCAGCAGAUCGCGGAGAUAGAGAAGCAGAGCAAGGAGCAGAGCCAGCUCACAGCGACGACCACGCGGACGGUCAACAAGCACGGAGACGAGAUCAUCACUUCUACCACCAGCAACUAUGAGUCGCAGACCUUCAGUUCAAAAACAGAAUGGCGUGUGCGUGCAAUAUCCGCGACGAAUCUCCACCUGCGCACAAACCACAUCUACGUCAGCUCGGACGAUAUCAAGGAGAGUGGAUAUACUUACAUUCUGCCAAAGAAUUUGCUCAAGAAGUUUGUCACUAUAUCUGACUUGAGAGCGCAGAUCGCGUGCUACCUGUACGGCACGUCGCCGGCCGACAACCCGCAGGUGCGCGAGGUGGUGUGCGCCGUGCUGCCGCCGCAGUGGGGCACGCACCAGGCCGUGCACCUGCCGCGCCACCUGCCGCGCCACCCCGCGCUCGCACACCUGCAGCCGCUGGGCUGGAUGCACACGCAGCCCAACGAGCUGCCCCAGCUCUCGCCUCAGGACAUAACAACCCAUGCGAAAAUAAUGGCUGAGAAUCCAACAUGGGAUGGGGAGAAAACCAUAAUUAUAACGUGCUCGUUCACGCCCGGCUCCUGUUCCCUAACCGCGUACAAACUGACGCCCAGCGGCUACGAGUGGGGCGUGAAGAACACAGACCGCGGCAAUAACCCCAAGGGAUACCUACCCAGCCACUACGAGAAGGUGCAGAUGUUGCUGUCAGAUAGAUUCCUUGGGUACUUUAUGGUGCCUUCCCAAGGCAGCUGGAAUUAUAACUUUAUGGGUGUCCGUCACGACCCCAACAUGAAGUAUGGCGUGCAGCUGUGCAAUCCCCGUGAGUUCUACCAUGAGGUGCACCGGCCCGCCCACUUCAUGAACUUCGCUGCCAUGGAGGACGCCUCUGCCACCAUUAUCGCUGCAGACCGAGAGGACCACUAUGCCUGAUGUGUCUACAAUCAGUUUAAAGUGUUACUCUUGAAGUUUUGUAGAUAAGAAUACAUUUUUUAUUAUGUGA